UGCGGCAGGACAAGGUGAUUUUUGUUUUCACAAAACUUAUUUUUCAUGCCGGAUCGAGGCCAAAUUAAGCGCCAUGAGUAUACGUGAUUGGAGUGACAUAAACACAAGAGCUUGGUGAUCAAGAUGGCGUCCAAAGUUCUUCUCAGACGGAAGAAAGACGACAAGAAGAUCACGAAGAAACUGGUUGGGACGAUAGAGCAGGAAAACCUGGAUAAAUGCCCCGUGUUUAGGGUGCGUUACCUUGGCAAGACUCCGGCACAGGGAGAAUAUGGCAGAGAGUUCAUUCAAGAACCAGUGGAGACUCUAUUAAAACUUAAAGACCGAAACCCCAAGCUUCCGAAAACAGUCCUUCAAAUCACAGAGAGGGGAUUUCACUUCCUUGGUGUGAACGGUACAUUCGGCAAAGAGAAACAUGUCCUGAUUCCGAUACAUCAUGUCUGCUACGGUGUUGCCGAUGAACAGAACCCUCAUGUAUUCGCCAUCAUCACACGGACGGAUUCGAACCCGGAGAACAGUCUGUUGGAGUGUCACGCCUUCCUGUGCGAUCGUCAGAAGGUGGCGGCCCAGAUCACCUACUGGCUACUCAGAACUUUCCUGCAAGUGUUUGAGGACUUGCAGAGGAGGAGACGGGUCCGGCAGGAGAGGAAGAUACGGCGACUCCAGGACGCGGCGCUGGACCCCGCUACCAUUGCUGCCCGUGCAGCCGGAUACACCGAUGGAAAUCCAGGGUAUACAGGUGCUGAUUUAAACUCACCUACAGACUCCAUUGGUCCGGACAUUUAUAGUGUGACUUUAGAGGGAUCUAAGGAUAACGGCACAGUCACUGCUGUGGGGUUGACUAAAACGAGACCGCACAGUUUCAUCGAGUCUGGACCGCGGAAAGACCAAAUGAUACCGGAGAGUCUUUCGGUUAGUGGUGGGAAGAAAUUCGCUACUGUCCCUUCCAGAUAUAGCUCACAGGAACAGCCAACUUCCAGGAAUGGAGCAAGGUUACGACAACCCGUGCAACAGAUGCACAACUCACACGAAUCGCUCGUCAAUCGCCAUCCUGCUUUGAAGGUUAGUGUUUCAGCCGGGGCUAUAGGCCUACCUCGAACUGAAAGCAACCCAACCAAAAAGGUUUCGGUUGGCUCUGGACCCCCAGUGGCACCCCGAUGGUCACGUAACUCUGAUACCACUACUCCCCACACCCAGUCUUUUAUCGACAGUAGACGGGGAUCCAAAGAGUACCGCGAAGACCCACGGGGGAAACCCCCAGUACCACUACCUAAGAAACCACCCCCUCCCCUGCACCACCAACAGCAGGAAAUUGUGCAGCAACAGGAGAGGAACCGGUACUUAAAGAAUGCCAACGCAGGUGUCUCACCUGUGAAAACACCUCAUCAGGGAUCUUGGAACGGUGGUGGUGGGCGACAUGGAGCUCGCUCCAUCUCCUCUUCAUCAAGAAUGAGUUCUUCCUCCGGACAAAACAGCGCCAACAACUCACAGACUACCGCGGAGUCGGACUUCGUCUUCAUUGAAAUGUUGCAGGAGGAAUUCUCCGGGCUUGAUGUGGAGUCUAGCGAUACGGCCUCCACUGUUCGCCGAGCUAACGCCUCUAAUAAACCCAAGAAUCGCAGCGUAUCCUCCGGUGGGUCCGGAGGAGGAGCUGCCGCACCGCCCCUCGAUCAAAAACUCAGCGGUGAAGACAUCCAGAAACGAAUCCGAGAGUGGCUGAGGAGAACAUCUCCAGACGUCGAGUCCGUGGCUUUCGACGAUAACAUUCUGGACCGGAUUUCCUUAGCUGGAACUCUUGGCCACCAUGACUCGAGGCGAGGUCCCACAUCUCCAUCAUACGCACCGAGCGUUCGGUCAUCGGCGCAGUCCCCAAUCGGCAGACAGCAAAGAAACGCGGCUGGAACCUUCAACCACAUGCCAUCGGACGGAGAGUAUUUCUAGACCAUGACAUUUGUCUUUCUUCACCAUGAUUUUAAUGUACGAACACGGAAUUGAACUAUUGCAACCCAACAAAAGGGACCAAUGGUACAAAUGCAAAAAUAUUAAAUGACCUGACGUUUCGACCCUAGCAGUCUUUUUGAAGGCUAAAGACAACCCUCAAGAAAGACCCUGCUUUAGAGUCGAAACACCAGACCAUUUGUAUUUGUUGUAUGUUUUUAAUUCAUGUUAGAAUGCUGUGUAAUGCCAGUGUUUGUAUGGUCAAGUUCUUUUCACUAGGGCAUCAAGCACUACCAUGUACUUUGAUGAACGAGUACAUGUACAUGAAAGUACGAGACCACCAAAAUGGAACCCGAGUGCCGAGAAAAAAACUAGCUCAGAACCAUUUAGAUAAAACUAUCUUAGCUGGUAUAAAUACAAAUACAAGCGAUUGUACACGUUGGUUUUUUUUUGUAGAUCUGUAGGGCAAUUAUAAUGUUCCCAAAAAAAAUUCCUUUUUGCAGACAGGGUCCAUGACAUGUACAUCAGGUUGGCAUUUGGAUGAUACAUGAGGUCAAUUCUCAAUGUUUUGGUUAAUAUUAAAAACAUAUACUCGGUUGCCUACGUUUCCAUACAUUAUUUUUCAAUCAUCUUUUCCCGAAACUAAUAAGGGAUGAUUAUAUUGACUAUUUUAAACAAUUUUCAAAAUAAUUGAUAGUGUUUAAUCCCUUCAGACGAGGCAUUUUCGCAAACAGAAAGCCUCAAUCAUGUCACUCCACACAACAGUUGAAAGUCCCUCUGAAUCAUUUUUAAUAUUAGUGCCCUAUUUUUAUAGAGCGCUCGGGUCCGUCAGGCAACUCAUGGCGAUGUUCAAACAUAAUAUACUGUAGAAUACAAAAGCAAGUACAAUUUAUAUAUAUACAACAUAUAUUUUGUUUGCAGUAAGAUUAGAAAGUUUGUAGACUGUGAUGGAUUUAAGUAAACAUUUUUAAGUAUUUAUUUCAAGCAUUUUUGGGAAUUAAAAAGUAAACUGAAAUAAUGCAUAAUUGUCUAAGAAAACAACUUGUUAAAGCCAUUAUACACUUUCGGUUAACAGUAUUGUCCAAGUCCCACACUUCGUGUAUCACAACUUAUA
Asterias rubens (European starfish) is the source of this 3049-nucleotide messenger RNA. RefSeq lists its product as uncharacterized. The transcript has a single exon. Gene Ontology annotation, biological process: regulation of cell population proliferation; negative regulation of insulin receptor signaling pathway; regulation of mitochondrial membrane potential. The record is from RefSeq and is a predicted model, not a curated record. NCBI's taxonomy places the organism in Eukaryota, Metazoa, Echinodermata, Asteroidea, Forcipulatida, Asteriidae. Bases 124 to 1938 code for a protein of 604 amino acids.